Molecule: messenger RNA, 1269 nt
Organism: Lotus japonicus
Lineage: Eukaryota; Viridiplantae; Streptophyta; Magnoliopsida; Fabales; Fabaceae
Product: peroxidase N
Exons: 4
Coding region: 78-1079 (333 amino acids)
Biological process (GO): hydrogen peroxide catabolic process; response to oxidative stress
Molecular function (GO): peroxidase activity; heme binding
Source: RefSeq, a predicted model, not a curated record
UUCCACAUUCAUCGUGGCCUAGCCCUCUUGCAUAAUUUUUAUCCUUGCUUAAUUGUCUUAGAACUAGCAAAGUAACAAUGAAGAGUUCAUGUAGCAAAAGCAGUUAUUACUACUUUUGGUUUUGGCUAAUCAAUAUGCUCCUGUUGCAUUUGGCAGUAAGGUCCCAACUCACCACAGAUUUUUAUAACUCCUCAUGUCCUAGCCUUCUCAAAAUAGUAAGAAGAGAAGUUAAAAAAGCUCUAAUGAAUGAAAUGCGAAUGGGUGGUUCUUUGCUUCGCCUUCACUUUCAUGAUUGCUUUGUCAAUGGUUGUGAUGGAUCAAUAUUACUAGAUGGUGGUGAUGAUGUUGAAAAGUCUGCUCUUCCCAACUUGAACUCUGUUAGGGGAUUUGAUGUCAUAGAUACAAUCAAAAGUUCAGUGGAGAGUGCUUGUAAUGGGGUUGUGUCCUGUGCUGAUAUAGUAGCCAUAGCUGCCAGAGACUCUGUUCUGCUAAGUGGUGGUCCUUCAUGGAGUGUUCUGCUAGGACGAAGAGAUGGAACAGUCUCAAAUGGAUCAUUGGCAAAUCAAGUGCUUCCUUCUCCAUUUGAUCCAUUGGAUUCAAUCGUUACAAAAUUUGCUAAUGUAGGCCUCAAUCUCACAGAUGUUGUUUCUUUAUCAGGUGCUCAUACAAUUGGCCGAUCAAGGUGUGUAUUUUUCAGCAACAGAUUGUCCAACUUCUCAGGAACAGGUGCACCAGACAGUACCUUAGACUCAACCAUGCUCACCGAUCUGCAAAAUUUAUGUCCUCAAAAUGGAGAUGGAAACACAACCGCGGUCCUCGAUCGGAACUCGUCGGAUCUAUUCGACAACCACUACUUCAAGAACUUGCUCAGCGGAAAGGGCAUUCUCAGUUCUGAUCAGAUUCUGUUUUCUAGUGAUGCCGCUAAUUCAACUACCAAACCUUUAGUUCAAAGCUAUAGCAACAAUGCUGCACUUUUCUUUGUAGACUUUGUCAAUUCUAUGAUCAAGAUGGGGAAUAUUAAUCCAAAGACUGGGUCUGAUGGAGAGAUUAGGAAGAAUUGCAGGGUGAUAAAUUCUUAGAAAUGUGCAUCAUGCUUGGGAAAAUAUGAAAUGGUUUCCUUAGGUUGGUGUGGUUAUGUGUAACUCACUUGUUAUAAUAUUGUAAGGGAAUUUGGGAUAGUGGGGUUUGCUUUUCAGGUCCCAUAUGUGGAACGUGAGAAACUAACCCAAUAAAAGACAAACUAUAAAUAAAUAAAGAGUUUCAGUUGAA